AUGGCAACGGACCUGACGACGGCGCGACGCCGGCUGGUCGAGUACUUCUUCGUCGCGACCAAGACAGGCGCCGGCGACGAGGCGCUCACCUUCCAGUACCCGGCGACGACCGAGGCCGACGAGUACCCGCCCAACAUCCUCAUGUUUAUGUUUCCGUGCACGUCGUCGCCGGCGCAUGGCGGCCUGCUGCCGCCGCCGGUCUACAACACCUUUGUGCUCACGACCGCGACCGGCGCCGCACUCUACGGCACGUCCAUCUGCUUUUGCGCGCUCACGUCGUCGAGCGAUAUGCAGCACACGCUCACGUCGCUCUGCUUUGUGAGCCAGUGGCCUUUCUGCGGCCCGUUGCUCAAGUACCUCGAGCAGCUCGCGCUCCUUGGUGUGCACCAGGCGCGGCAAGUCGACUAUGUCGGCGUCGAGAAGAGCUUGGCCAACCUCUUUUUCGAGGUGCCACUGCCCGUACGCGGCCGGGCGGGCGUCGUCGCCAGCAUUGGCGAUACGGACGUGCUCUUGAAGCGCUACACGAUGCAAGACGUCCCGUUCGAGAUGGACAUGGAGUUUCUCGAGUAUACGUUUGCGAUCCUCCCGCCGGGUACGCUGCUUGGCGUGCUCUGCCAUCUCUUGCUCGAACACGCGGUGCUCAUUGUCGGCGUCGACACGCUCUUCGUCACGGCCGUCGCCGAGACGCUUCGGCACUUGCUCUUUCCGCUGCAGUGGGACCAUGUCUUUAUUCCCGUGGUGCCACUCGGCGUCGACAUGGCGACCCUAUUGGACGCGCCCGUGCCGUUCGUGGCCGGGGCGCAUCCGCUCCAGCUCGAAGGCGCUGCCUUGCCGCCCACG
Messenger RNA from Saprolegnia parasitica CBS 223.65, 840 nucleotides. RefSeq lists its product as hypothetical. The record is from RefSeq and is a predicted model, not a curated record. Gene Ontology annotation, cellular component: cytoplasmic vesicle. The transcript has 5 exons. The annotation marks the transcript as partial. NCBI's taxonomy places the organism in Eukaryota, Oomycota, Saprolegniomycetes, Saprolegniales, Saprolegniaceae. Gene Ontology annotation, biological process: regulation of Rab protein signal transduction.